Messenger RNA from Wallemia mellicola CBS 633.66, 804 nucleotides. RefSeq names its product magnesium-dependent phosphatase-1. Bases 20 to 562 code for a protein of 180 amino acids. NCBI's taxonomy places the organism in Eukaryota, Fungi, Basidiomycota, Wallemiomycetes, Wallemiales, Wallemiaceae. Gene Ontology annotation, molecular function: acid phosphatase activity. The record is from RefSeq and is a predicted model, not a curated record. The transcript has 2 exons.
UCUAUCAUCAUCAAACGCAAUGUCGGAAGCACCCUUUAAUUUACCUAAAUUGAUUGUUUUUGAUCUCGACUAUACCCUUUGGGAUUUAUGGAUAGACACACACGUCUCUGGUCCUAUCAAACCUUCCUCAAAGUUUAACGAGGUUAUACCAAGAAGAGGUGAACCUUUCGGGUUUUAUAGAGAUGUACCAGAGAUGUUACAACGAUUGCGUAGUGAAGGUAUAGAGAUUGCAGCAGCAAGCAGAACAGCUGCACCGGAUUAUGCCUACGAUGCACUCAAGCAUCUUAAAUUAAAGAACAGGAAUGGUGGCGAUAAUAUCAGCGCUAAAACACUCUUUGAUUACACUGAGAUCUAUCCUGGCAGCAAAAUUAAGCAUUUUCAGAAACUAGCAAAGAAAUCUGGAUUCGCAUACGAGGAUAUGCUUUUCUUCGAUGAUGAAUCAAGAAAUAAAGAAGUCGAGACCCUUGGUGUUACAUUCCAACUUGUCGGUGUGAGUGGGACAGAUGAGCCUACCUUACAGAAGGGCAUCAAAAUGUGGAGACAACGCCGUGGUCUUAGUUAAUACAAAUAAUAUUGCUGGAGGUAUCAUACACUUCAAUUUAGACGGAAUAGAUGUAGAGUACUCAACAUGUCUUCAUUGACUUUCAUAUGGUCAAUUGUAAAAGUCUUGUACGCUAAUACAACUGACAUCAUUCGAUAAUUCGCUUGCUGUUCUGCAUAUUUACGCGUUUUAUUUCUCAUCUACUAAUAUGACGUAAAGUAACAGAAGGCAGUAAUGUUCAAAAUUUUAUAAUUUAUCAUGAU